AUGGUGAAGCCCUUCCCGAAUGAGAUAUGGUUGGACAUCUUCAAGGGCCUGGCCAAGGAAGGCGAGUACGACACGCUGGAACGAUGCAGGGUGGUAUGCAGAGUGUUCCAGCUGAUGGUACGGGGGUGCCUAGGAGGCACCAGGUACUUCUGGGAUGUAGAAGAGGUGGAGCACAUCAAGGUGGAUACUUCCGGUGGUAGGUUGCGACGCUGGGGUGGGCCACAGGUGGUGAAGAUCAUAGGCGGGAACAGCAAAGACGGGCGCCAAUCGAUUCCACACCUGGCGACAUUUGCGUCGAGACUCGCAGGGAGAUGGCUCCGCGUCAAGGAAUUGUGGAUCGAAAAUGCGGUGUGGCGGACGCAGGAUCUCGAUCUGGACGCCAUCUUGCGCGAUCUGGCCGUCUCGUCGAUCACCGAGCUCUACAUCACGAACAUCACCUUGCCGUCGAUUUUGACGCUUGGCCGACUCGUCUGCGCCCUUCCACUCCUCAAGUUGCUUUCUCUCCAUGAUGUGCGAUUCACUCAGAAUCCCUUUGACGCAGGUACUCUCUCCAGGUUCCAUCUUCUGCCGCACACACAGCUGGAGACACUCCGCCUCAGCCAUGGGUACGUUGGCAGAAAACUGAGACCCUCGUUCGCUGAAUUGGUCGACCUCAUGGCUGCCAUCAGUAACAGGAGGUGUCCAGUCGCUCCCGCCAGCCUUGCACAUGCGUCCCCUUGGAGCACCGUUCGAGACUUGACACUCAGCUAUGUCACGUUUCCCUCGGUCGCGACCUUUGCUCGCCUCCUGUGCGCUCUCCCUGCACUCGAAAGCAUCCAUCUAGGCGGAUCAUGCGCGUUCGUGAAGCACGGCUUUGACCUCAGAAGUGUGCCUGUGCCCCCUGGGUUACCAUUACAAUUAGCAGAUGUUCAACUGACAAACGGCUUCAGCAUAUACUCCGACUCUUGCUCUGUGACUGACCUGGUUGAGUUUUUCAUCGCCACCGGUCUCGGUAAAAAUCUUCGGCGCAUCAACGCAUGCCUAUCGCCGAUUCUUCGGGUAGCGAACGAAGUCGACGUCGCCCUCAACAGACUCGUCAAACAUUCAGCGCAAUCGCUUCACCACCUUUUCCUCGACUCAUCUCUACCCUUUCGGAUAUCAGAUGGCGCGGAUGAAUGGGUACAUGCAGAUCGCAGUGCGGCCCCAUACUUCAAUGUUUCCGAGAACACACGCCUCAAACACCUUGAUCUCAAAGUGCCGAUCUUCAACAGCCUUACUGACGUUAUCGUGUGCGUCAGAGCGAUGCAUGGUUCGAAUGUGCGAGACGAAGAUUCAGCGCAUGAGCUAAGAUUGCGCUUGCCAACGCUUGAUGCGCGCGGUAUUCUAGGCAUUGCGGUAAAUGAUGUCGGGAUUGGAUUGGACUGGGACAAGAGUAUUCUUGGGUGGAAACGUCGUAGGAUCGAGAGAGUUGCCGUACAGGACGCUAUGGUACCUGACAAUGCAGGGACCAGUGUCGACAACGACAUGCAUACCAAUAACGCUACCAUCGGUGCAACCCCGCAUGCAGCUGAAGUAGUCACGUACGCCGACGGUCAGAGACGUUCCUCGUCGCAUUUAAAGGAUGCACAAGUACUUGCCGCGUCGGCGUGCGACGAUGAGCCUGUGCCGCAAAGAGCAACGGCCGGUUCGGGAACAUCCGUGGUCAUGUUUCCGCCAGACGACUAUGUGCUAUGGACAAUGUUUGGCCUACGACGGGUCUAUGUUGAUGUAAAGGCCGAUUCCGAGAAGGCAACUCCCAUGAUCGUUCCCAUCCCGGUCCUCGACUACGCAGGAUACCCGUUCGUUGUCUCAGCAGCUUCAGCUCCCACUCUGAUCGGGUGGCGUCCUCCCUCCUUCAGCGCAAAUUGGUGCUCUUCCAUACGGCCCACUCUGCAGCUUGCGUGGAGAAGCUACGCGAUACCAGGGACGUCGGUCGCGACUCUUCUUCGCCCCUGGCUCUCAUUUGUCACCGAUCACCCGCCGUCAUUGGUUCACGGCUGUGAUGACACGCGUCAGAAGACGUUUGUACAUAUCAAUAAGCCUUCUGGUAAAGCGGCAGCGGUAUCCGGGACUAGGACGGUGCAUGUAUCGUAUGAAACUGUCGCUGCCUUGCCGAGAGCAUUAAGUAAGACCAGUUGGAGUGUUGCCAGUGGCGUUGAAUGUUACAGAGAAACUGAGGAGGACAUGAAUUGGCCAACAUUUAGAGGUUUGGAGGAUCGAACCAGCUUUAAAGAGAUGAAUCCACACCUAGCAACGUUCGCGUCGAGGCUCUCCGGGAGAUGGCCCGGCGUCAGCAAGUUGUCGAUCACCCGGGCGGUGUGGCGCACGCAGGAUCUCGAUCUCGACGCCGUCUGCCGCGAUGUGGCUGUCACUUCGACCACCGGCCUCAGGCUCACAAAUGUCACCUUGCCGUCGAUUCUGACGCUUGGCCGCUUCGUCUGCGCCCUCCCACACCUCAGAGAGCUCGCUCUUACGGAUGUCCGAUUCACCCAGCAUCCCUGUGAUGCAGGCACCAUCUCGUGCUUCCGCCUUCUGCCGCACACGCAGCUAGACGCACUCUACCUCAACCAUGGGCGCGACGACAUAGAAUUGAGACCCUCCUUUGUUGAAUUGGUCGACCUCAUGGCCGUCGUCAGUAACAGGCGAUGCGCAGAUCCUCCCCCUGAUCUUCCUCAGGCAUCCCCUUGGAGCGCCGUUCGAAGAUUGACACUCGACAAUGCCACGUUUCCCUCGGUCACGACCUUUGCUCGCCUCCUAUCAUGCGCGUUCGUGAAACGCGGCUUUGACCUCAGAAGCGUGCCUAUGCACCCUGGCUUACCAUUACACUUGUACACCGAUCCUGAUUUUACGGCUGACCUGGUUGAGUUUUUCAUCGCCACUGGCCUCGCCAAACAGCUUCGCCGCAUUCAGGGACUUCGGCUAUCGUUUCUUCGGGUAGCAAGCGAAUCCGAUGCCGCCCUCAACAGACUCGUCAAACAUUCGGCACAAUCGCUCCGCCACCUUUCACUCGAGUCAUUCUCGUUCUGGCGGAUAUCAAGUGACAUGAAUGUAUUGUUCUUUACAGACCACAGUCUGGAGCUCGACGUAGAUCUGGGAAGGCUGACGGAUUGGCUCCCCCAGCUUGAUGCCGUCCUCUCUGGGCCGAUCUUCAAUGACCUCACUAACGUUGUCGUAGGCGUGGGAACACGGGGUGGGUUAUUGUGCUUGCCAACACUUGCUGCUCGCGGUAUUCUAGGUGGGUAUACUCAUAGCGUAUUCAUGAAUAGCGUCAGGUUUGGAUUGCACUGGGACAAAAGGAUUCGUGAAUGGAGGCAUUACGGAAUCAAGAAAGUUGUCGCGCAGGACGCUGUGGUACCUAAUGCCGAGGCUAGUGCUGACGACGACAAGGAUACCAAUAACACUACCACCGGUGCACCCGCGCGUGAAGCUGAAGGGGCAGCGUAUGCCGACGAUCAGAGACCUUCCUCGUCGAAUUUAGUGGAUGCACAAGUAUCUGCCGCGUCGGCGUGCGACGAUGAGCCUGUGCCGCAUAAUGCAACGACAGGUUCGGGAACAUCCGUGGAUAUGUUUGCGCCGCACGAUCAUGGUACGUCUGCUUGUCGACGAGGGAGCAAUGAAGCUGAUCUACAUGCAUCAAGGUGCAGAUGA
Molecule: messenger RNA, 3666 nt
Organism: Postia placenta MAD-698-R-SB12
Lineage: Eukaryota; Fungi; Basidiomycota; Agaricomycetes; Polyporales; Adustoporiaceae
Exons: 15
Coding region: 1-3666 (1221 amino acids)
Source: RefSeq, a predicted model, not a curated record